AUGGCAAACCGAUUUGGAGCAUUCAAUACCGGUAAAGGUUUGUUGCAAGUUGAGACUGAUGAUGAUGAGACAAAUGUUGUACGGAAGAACAUUUUGGUCAAUCUGAGAAAUACUUUCAACCUUUUUCCCAACCCAAAUUCUGCUUCCAUCUCAACCCGAAAUAUCUCUUUGACCAUAUCUCCUCACCCAGCAACUAUUUACAUAAGUCCUCCACCGAUACCGCCAAAAUUUACUAUCAGUCCAGAGGCUUUGCCAGUCAUCAUGAUGACCAAUGCCCAAUCAUAUGCACUUGCAACAUCAGUCACAGAAAGCCAACAAAAUCAACUAGCGCUAUGUCCAUACAAAAGACCAGGAAAGGAAAUUAAGACGACUAGCUGGGAUGAUCCAGAUAGAGAGCUCCAUAACCUAAGAAAGAUCGUGGAGGAAGAAAUGCGUGCAAGAAAUAUUCAGAUUUUAAGAUAUGAAAGUUUGUGCAUGCAUCCAAAUGUUGAGCUUCCGCCAGGAUUCAAAAUUCCAAAAUUCAAUACUUUCAAUGGGAAAGGAUAUCCCAUUUAUCAUUUGAAAGACUACUGUAGCAGAUUAGUGGAGAUUGGACAUAAUGAAGCCAUUCGAAUGAAGUUGUUCAUUCAGAGUCUAACAGGGCUAGCGCUUGAUUGGUACACUCAACAAAAUCUUAGCAAAUGGUACAUGUGGGAGGACAUUACCCGCGAUUUUGUAGAACAAUAUAAGUUUUAUAAUGGAGAUAGUCCAACGCUUUGUGAUAUGCGUGAAGUAGAAAGAAUGCAAUACGAGUCUUUUGCAGAAUAUGCCAUGCGAUGGAGACUGGAGGCUACAAAAAUACGCCCUCAAUUGCCUGAGAAUGAGUUGAUUUCCACCUUCAUCAAAAUGCAAAAAGGCAUAUACUAUGAAAAGUUGUUAUGUGCUCGGCUACAUGACUUCUCGAAUUUGAUUAGAGUUGGAAAACUGAUAGAAUCAAGCAUUCGAGCAGGAAGAAUUGUUGACAAAUCAAAAUUACAAGCCACUUCUCAAGGCGAUGCACUCGAGAAUUUACAAGGCAAAAAGAGGAAGAUAGAUUCUGUUUGCAUUCCCGCUCAUCAGCCAUAA
Messenger RNA from Nicotiana tabacum (common tobacco), 1104 nucleotides. RefSeq lists its product as uncharacterized. Lineage: Eukaryota; Viridiplantae; Streptophyta; Magnoliopsida; Solanales; Solanaceae. The record is from RefSeq and is a predicted model, not a curated record.